Molecule: messenger RNA, 1020 nt
Organism: Gregarina niphandrodes
Lineage: Eukaryota; Apicomplexa; Conoidasida; Eugregarinorida; Gregarinidae
Exons: 1
Source: RefSeq, a predicted model, not a curated record
UGGGCGCAAGGUGCGUUGCUCGGUUUAUUUAAUGAGGGUAAGGUGGUACAGGAGGGAGCUGUGGGGCGUGCAGUGGAAGAGGCCCUGCUGGUGCCGGCGUCAGGUUGGGGUGCUCUUCGCACGCGUUUGUUGGAGGCAUACCGUGGUCUAGAUGAGACGGAAGGCUAUGCGUUUGGUUAUUGGAAGAACAUCUGUCGUCCAAUGUUGCAACUAGAUUUGGCACACCAGAUUGCGUGUGCAUGGCGGCGUGGUGGUUUGUGUGAGGGUUGCCGACCUGGGGCGGUAAUGAGUUUUCCUGCUAAAGGUAAUGUGGCAGCGGCUCAUAUUCCGCACCCGGUUCUACUGGGUGUAAGUUCGGACCCGCGUGCACCUCUACGUCGCUGGAUCGAAACAGGUUACUGGGAUGUCCGCGGGGACUAUCAGGUCCACCACAACUGGAAUGAAUUAUACAAUCGUGUCCAGGGCACCUGGUUUGCCGAAAGUGAACGUGUUGCGGAACGGAUCGCACACGUAGCAAACACUCAUGGCACUCAUACCGCCCGUCUACCCUGGUCCGCCACUUGGAAGCCCUGGAAGCAGCCACCGUGGUCCGAUUCAGACGAUACCGCCGAACUCGUCCAAGCCGACCUCGAUCGCCGCAUCGCACACUGGCGCGUGCUCAAUCUGCGAGACCUCCUUGACGCCUUCCGUCUUGCACCACAUCUAGUAACCACACUUCAACGCCAUACCGCUAAUUCUCUUCAACAUGUUGCUCGCAACCCUAAUACUACCCAAGGAACACAUAACUAUUAUAUUGGUUGUUACGACCAAGUCUACGUUGUCCUAGAAUUCGAAGGCGGCGACAAGAUCAACGACGCCACCGACGACCAGGGGAGAUCCAAUAGAUCUAAGCUCCGGGCACUCCUUGCUCCCACCUGCCUCCGAGCAGACUCAGCCGAGGAAGCGGAACAGAGGACCGCCACCUUCUGGGCCCAAGUGCGCCAAGAUGCAGGCUGCGCUGACUAUACCGACUAUAGCUAA